Messenger RNA from Bombyx mandarina (wild silkworm), 518 nucleotides. RefSeq lists its product as uncharacterized. NCBI's taxonomy places the organism in Eukaryota, Metazoa, Arthropoda, Insecta, Lepidoptera, Bombycidae. The record is from RefSeq and is a predicted model, not a curated record.
AAGUACGAAUUUCCAAAUAAUAAUACACAAUGGAAUCAGAAGAUUGGUGUGCCGUGCUAAUUGAUAAUAUCGACAAUUUCUUCAAGACACUUGAUGAUAAAAUUGAAAAAGAACAGCAACAAUUAAAGGCUAGCCGAAUGAAAACUGAACUAGAGACGAAAUUAGCCCAAGAAACGAAAGUACACAAUGAAUUGAGUGAACGUCUGGCAGAGCUGUCCCGGCGUUCAGGAGAGCUUGAUAAUGUUUGUGCCAGCCUUCAAUCUUGUCUCACCAUAGCUGAUAGCGAUAAGAACAGACUGGAAAAUGCCAAAGAAACAUAUCAACUAGUGAAAGAGUUGACAGGUGUCAGACUGGAUUUUAGUGCACCCCCAAAUAUUUCCAAAGGAUAUAUAAAAAACGAGUCUCGUAAGGUUUUGCAACCCUUCGAAGUGGACUCUGCCGACAGCAAUGCCCUGUGGAACCUCAUACAAAGCGUGUCCGGGGACUGGAGUGACAAAGAGAACAAACCGAGGAACUGA